AUGCUUAAGGGCCCAGAGACUGUGGCUGAGGGAGUGUCCGGACAGCUAUCAGUCCUGGGGCUCCUCUCCCCGGGUGUAACCCCUCUCUACCUCGAGAUCAUCAUCAUCGAUGUGCCCCAGGAAGGAGACGCUGGCCCUUCAGGUGCUUCCCUUCUGCCCUCGGGAGCACUAGAGAGCAGCAGUCUGAGCAAAGAGAGCCGCCAAGAGAGAGUGACAACGGCCCCUCCGAAUCCAGCGCAGUCAGGGGAAGAUCUCAGCGAGCCAGGGCUGCAAGGGACAGCCCCCUCCGCCGCUCUGUCCACAGCGCUGCCCGAGGAGGCCGCCACCAAGCGCGUCCUCCCCUCCGGGAAGAGGCUGCCUUCUCUCAAGCAGGUGAACUCGGCCAGGAAGCAGCUGCGGCCCAAGGCCACCUCCGCGGCAGCGGUCCAGAGGGCUCUGUCCCAGCCGGCAUCCUCCGGCCCGGGGCUUCUCUCCUCCGCCACGGAGAAGCCCCGCCCACCGGGGGACCCCGAGCCCGCAGCCUCCGAGGAGCCACUGUGGCUGGACCGGAAGGCAGGUGCGGACCCCACGACGCCCGCGCCCCUGCAGAUCUCCCCCUUCACCUCGCGGCCCUACGUGGCCCACACGCUCCCCCAGAAGCCAGACCCUGGGGAGCCCUCCGUGCCUGAUGACCCCCACGAGGCUCCCCCCGAGGACGCUAGUCCCAUGACCUGGAUGGACAAAGGUGAGAGCGAACUGACCGGCUCAGCCUCCGAGGAGAGCCAGGAGACCACGACGUCCACCAUCAUCACCACCACGGUCAUCACGACUGAGCAGGCUCCAGCUCCCUGCAGUGUGAGCUUCUCCGAUCCUGAGAAAUUUUAUGACUCAAUGAUGUACACCCCAUGCACUGCCCUCAACCUUCCUGAGUGUACCUACAAUGUGAUGGUCUACACUGGCUACGGAGGGGAGAUAUCUGUGAAGAGUGUGAACCUGUCUGACGGGGAGCUGCUCUCCAUCCGCGGGGUGGACGGUCCCACCCUGACUGUCCUAGCCAACCAGACUCUCCUGGUAGAGGGGCAGGUCAUUCGAAGCCCCACCAACACCAUCUCUGUCUACUUCCGGACCUUCCAGGACGACGUCUUCGGGAACUUUCAACUGCACUACCAGGCCUUCAUGCUGAGCUGCAGUUUUCCUCGCCGGCCCGACUAUGGGGAUGUCACAGUGAUGGACCUGCAUUCGGGUGGGGUGGCCCACUUCCACUGCCACCUGGGUUACGAGCUCCAGGGGGCCAAGACGCUGACUUGCAUUAAUGCCUCCAAGCCCCACUGGAGCAGCCAGGAGCCCAUCUGUUCAGCCCCUUGCGGAGGGGCUGUGCACAACGCCACCAUUGGCCGCGUCCUCUCCCCAAGUUACCCUGGAAACGCCAACGGGAGCCAGCUCUGCGUGUGGACAAUCAAAGCUCCAGAGGGCCAGAAGCUGCAUCUGCAUUUUGAAAGACUGUCGUUGCAUGAGAAGGACAGGAUGAUGGUCUACAGUGGCUUGAUCAACAAGUCAGCUCUUCUCUAUGACUCCCUCCAAACCGAGAGCGUCCCCUUUGAGGGUCUGCUGAGUGAGGGCAACAGCAUCCGCAUUGAGUUCACGUCCGACCAGGCACGGGCAGCCUCGGCCUUCAACAUCCGGUUCGAGGCCUUUGAGAAAGGCCACUGUUAUGAGCCCUACAUUCAGAAUGGGAAUUUCACCACAUCCGACCCGACCUAUAACAUCGGCACCAUAGUGGAGUUCACCUGCGAUCCCGGCCACUCGCUGGAGCAGGGUCCGGCCAUUAUCGAGUGCAUCAAUGUGCGGGACCCGUACUGGAACGACACAGAGCCCCUAUGCAGAGCUACGUGUGGCGGGGAGCUCUCUGCCGCGGCCGGGGUGGUGCUGUCCCCGAACUGGCCAGAGCCGUACGUGGAAGGUGAAGAUUGUAUCUGGAAGAUUCACGUGGGGGAAGAGAAACGGAUCUUCUUAGAUAUCCAGUUCCUGAACCUGAGCAACAGCGACAUCCUGACUAUCUAUGACGGCGAUGAGGUCAUGCCUCACAUCUUGGGGCAGUACCUUGGGAACAGCGGCCCCCAGAAGCUGUACUCGUCCACGCCAGACCUAACCAUCCAGUUCCACUCAGACCCUGCCGGCCUCAUCUUUGGGAAGGGCCAGGGAUUCAUCAUGAACUACAUAGAGGUGUCAAGGAAUGACUCCUGCUCAGACUUGCCCGAGAUCCAGAACGGCUGGAAAACCACCUCUCACACGGAGCUCGUGAGAGGAGCCCGAAUCACCUACCAGUGUGACCCCGGCUAUGACAUCGUGGGGAGUGACACCCUCACCUGCCAGUGGGACCUCAGCUGGAGCAGCGACCCCCCAUUUUGCGAGAAAAUCAUGUACUGCACCGACCCCGGGGAAGUGGACCACUCAACCCGCUUAAUCUCGGAUCCCGUACUCCUGGUGGGCACCACCAUCCAAUACACCUGCAACCCGGGCUUUGUGCUGGAAGGGAGCUCUCUUCUGACCUGCUACAGCCGCGAGACCGGCACGCCCAUCUGGACCUCGCGCCUGCCCCACUGCGUUUCGGAGGAGUCGCUGGCAUGUGAUAACCCUGGCUUGCCUGAAAAUGGGUACCAAAUCCUGUACAAGAGGCUCUACCUGCCGGGAGAGUCCCUCACCUUCAUGUGCUACGAAGGCUUUGAGCUCAUGGGCGAAGUGACCAUUCGAUGCCUCCUGGGACAGCCAUCCCACUGGAACGGGCCACUGCCCGUGUGUAAAGUUAAUCAAGACAGCUUUGAACACGCAUUAGAAGUGGCAGAAGCGGCAGCAGAGACAUCGCUGGAAGGGGGAAACAUGGCGCUGGCAAUCUUCAUCCCUGUUCUCAUCAUCUCCUUACUGCUGGGAGGAGCCUACAUUUACAUCACCAGAUGCCGCUAUUACUCCAGCCUCCGCCUGCCCCUGAUGUACUCCCACCCCUACAGCCAGAUCACCGUGGAAACUGAGUUUGACAACCCCAUUUAUGAGACAGGGGAAACCAGGGAGUAUGAGGUGUCCAUUUAA
Messenger RNA from Puma concolor (puma), 3063 nucleotides. Lineage: Eukaryota; Metazoa; Chordata; Mammalia; Carnivora; Felidae. The record is from RefSeq and is a predicted model, not a curated record.